AUGAAGGCAACAGUCGGUAUCCUUCUGGCAACAGCAGGACUGAGCACUGCUCAGGUCAUCAAGAAUGGCAAUGGCACCUACACUUGUGCCUUAUCAUCGGGCACAUAUUGUACUUCUACAUCGCUUGAGAGCAACAUGAUCAUUCGCUGCAACGGCGGUAUCGGCUAUGCCAGUAGCUGUGAUGAACGCCUCGCCGACAAGGCCCCCCUCGGCUCACAAUACGCCCCUUGUUGGCAAACGUCAGCCAGAUCCGGUAAUGCUCAAUGCUCCAAGAAUGGCAUGAUCUACCCUGAUGGCAACAACACAACACCUUACCCGGUCCCGAACUACCAGACCAUCAGUGCUAGCAUCUCUAGUGCUGCCACAGCGACUACUGAAGCUACCAAAUGGCCGUAUGUCGCCAACUUUACAACAACAACCACAACAUCUACAACCACGAACACACACACUACGCUUGUCUACCUCUCUGCCGUCAUUCAAGGCGCAUACUCGAACUCGUCGUCUCCAUACUACAAUAAUGCGACCUUGGACGACAGCCUCACAGAGGCGGCUGCAGCAGUCUCCGCGACGACGAUGCCAUACCUGCCAUACUUCCCGGCUCCAGUCAUCCCAACAUCCACUCAGUACACUACCGACAUGAUCACUAGCUACACGACCAUAUGUCCCGCGGGCGCCACGAUCACGAAUUCUGCAGGCUCAGAAUCAGUACUGGCAACUCGUUCGACCAUUACCGUGACGACCACAACUCGCAGUACAAUCACUGCCACGGCCAUCGUGUCCUUCCACUCGCCAGUAUUCGCCUUCGAUACCUCCAGUAUGUCUGCGGCGGCUAGCCAGUAUGCUCCUGUUGUCACGGAAGUCGCUGCUGCUCCAUAUGUCUGGGCAAAUGAGACUUGGAGCAACGCCACCACCUUGGUCGUUGUAGGCACUUCAGCACCGGUUGCUGUCGCUCCGGCUUCGACCUCGACUUCAGCUCACUAUCCACCAUGGAACGAGACUGUGAUACCAUUCACCGGUACUGCCAGCAAGACUGGCGUCAGUCUCUCCGUUCUCCUUGCUGCGUUGAUGACUUUGUUGUGA
Molecule: messenger RNA, 1080 nt
Organism: Aureobasidium subglaciale EXF-2481
Lineage: Eukaryota; Fungi; Ascomycota; Dothideomycetes; Dothideales; Saccotheciaceae
Exons: 1
Coding region: 1-1080 (359 amino acids)
Source: RefSeq, a predicted model, not a curated record